CUUCAGUCUGCACCACCGCGGCCACCGAGCAGCAAUGUUCCCGGCUGGGCGGCCAUGCCCCCAAGCAGUAAUAUCCCAUGUAGAGUUGAUAGAUGCUGAAACAUCAGGUUAACACCACGGAUAUGUCUGUUGUAACCUUUAAAGGCUUGGGGAUAUGCGUGAGCAAGGAUGGCACCACACCUGUAUGUCAGAUCGAUAUGUUCUUUUGUAACUAUAAAAAGCCUGACCUUGGCCAUCCAAUGGAGUCUAAGUGCCUUGAUCUGGAUGCACCUGGUGUGUGCACUUUUUUGUCCUUUGCUAUGCACAAAAGCUCAUGGCCGGGAGAGCUGCAGUAUACGGGCGGGCAGUCAAGUCCUCAGCUAAAGGCAGUGACGCGAUGUGAAGCAGGUUACAAGACAACGUCAAGUCGGAUACAUUGCAGCUGCCGCAGUUCAGAUAUGAUGUUGGACCAGUUCAGAAGGUUUGGGAUUUCAUGCUGACAAUAAAAAGACUCUCAAGAUCUUGUACAGCUCCUCUCAUGCUACGUGUAAAAGGUUACAGGGAAGUACUGUAGUGCGCGGAGCAGCAGUCCACCCGUCCGCUAUGACGCAGCGCUGCGCCACCGCAGGAGGCAAUGCGGCAGUUGAGUCAUCCACUGGAGGCUGUGCCUGCAAUUUCUAAUUUUCUGCUGCUGGCUUGCUGGCUUGUUUCGAUGUUUGAAUAUACUCUCUUAGUAUAAUUUCUGCUGCCAAGCUUGUCUGGCUAAUUUCUGCCUGAUGCACAGUACACAUUAUUUGUAAUUCGGUAGCCUUUUAUU
Lolium rigidum is the source of this 796-nucleotide messenger RNA. RefSeq lists its product as uncharacterized. The transcript has 4 exons. NCBI's taxonomy places the organism in Eukaryota, Viridiplantae, Streptophyta, Magnoliopsida, Poales, Poaceae. The record is from RefSeq and is a predicted model, not a curated record. The coding region runs from base 93 to 479 and encodes 128 amino acids.